Molecule: messenger RNA, 4934 nt
Organism: Pangasianodon hypophthalmus (striped catfish)
Lineage: Eukaryota; Metazoa; Chordata; Actinopteri; Siluriformes; Pangasiidae
Gene: gemin4
Product: gem (nuclear organelle) associated protein 4
Exons: 2
Coding region: 261-3464 (1067 amino acids)
Biological process (GO): rRNA processing; spliceosomal snRNP assembly
Cellular component (GO): SMN complex
Source: RefSeq, a predicted model, not a curated record
GAUGCGGAAGUAUGUACAAAAGUCUCUGCUUUUGAACGCUCAGUCCGCAUGACAGAAUUGUAGCGGUAAAUAACAUAUGCAUCAGUCUCACAGAGAAAAUAGACAGUUAAAAUCAUAGUCUUAUAGGUUAUAGGACGUAUAGGUGUGGUUUAGUACCGCAGUGUUUUAUUUACACUGCAGUCGGGACGCACGUUGCCAGAUAAUCUGCAAGAAAUUAACACAUGGUCUGAUUUUUUCCCCCCAAAGUUCCAAGCUAAGCAAUGACGGACCAAGAGUCCUGGCUGAACUGUGAGAAGACUGCUGUCUUGCAGGGAGGAUUUCUGCUGGCAAAUCAGUUAUGCCAGCCAGAGCCUCUGUCCGCAUUGAAAAAAGAGGACUGGAAACACAUUGGACGCCCUAUUGUUCAGGCCGUCACCGAAGUAUGUGGACAGUUGUGUGUAAACAACCAUGAGAGGCUUCACUGGAGAAAGAGGAUUCUGUGCAUUCUAUGGAGCAAAAUUUUGGAGAAUGAGAAAGGGGAGGAUAUUGAUAUCAGAUGGAGGGAAGAUCCAUUAUUUGCCUUUCAGAAUAGCCUCCCUGAUAUUAAUCAUACAGUAAUGUUUGAACUGAUCAAAUCCAUGGGCUUCUUCAGCAUCUAUGUUGAGUUGCUCUAUUGCUUUGAAUCGGUCCAAAAGUGCACAGAGCUGGAGAGAUUAGUGAAACAUGUUACAAGGGACAGCACAGAAGCUGAUGUGAAAUUCUUGCUGGAUGUGUGGUGGGAGCUGUUCAAAGGAAGGAACGAAACAAAGGACAAGCUAGACCAAAUCUUUACUGCCCAGUGUGUCCGUUUCACAAAGACCCCCCCUGACUGCUCACCACAAGCUUCAAAACGAUUUAAACCUGACCCAGAUUUGGACGUGUCCACCACAUGCAUAAUGUCCAUCCUAUUUCAAGGACUGAAGGACAUAAAGGAUACAAUAACGUCAUCUGAGAUAUGUUAUUUUGCUCUCUCCAACUGCCUAGACAUGCUGUACACCUUCUAUCUGUUGAACCAUGAAACAGACAUCCCAGCUGAAGUCAAACUUCAAAACAUUGCUCGCUCAGUAAGCCUGCGAAAGAGAAAUAAUACUUUGGAAGGGGUUGAUCUUAUUCAGGCUAUACGUGAGUCUCACAGAGAUUUUGCUGCUAUACUCACUCCUGCUGAGAGCAAGCCAUGUGGAAUUACACUGAUCAAAGCCAUGGACACAAUACUUGAAGUAAUACGUGUGUGGGAAAACAGAGGGAUACUGAGGCCCACUAAUGACCCGAGUGCUUUAACAAUCCGUCUCAAGGAUAGUCUGGGCAGAGUUCUCAAGUCUUUGGAAGUCCAGUCUGGGAACCAGGGGGGAAAUGAACAGACGGUAAAUAGUUUGAAAAGAACUUUGGAAGAUUUGCUUGCAUCCUUUUCUUUUAAUGUGCCUGAAAGUCCAUCAGAUGAAAUAGCAAGUGUUGCCAUAAUGAUCAUUGACAGCAAUCUGAAGGGUUUUGAGGAUCUUCCUAAACUUUUUGCCUCCAAACUGAGCCAGACUUUCAGUGAUACAGAGUGGCUAAACUGCCUUGAGAGAAACAAAGGUGCAUUUCAGAAAAAAGAACUUGUCAUGGCCUUGGUCUCUUCUCUUAUAUCCAAAUGCCAAAGCGAUGCCGAUGUAAAAUACUGCAAAAAGCUCAAGGAUAUUGUUGUGGAAAUAUUUUCCCAGCUGCCUUUACCAGACAAGAAUGCAAUUCUUUCUCAAAUUCUUACCUUAUCAAAGAAAGGUUUGCAUGGCUGCCUUCCAAGCUCUGUAACAAUAGGCUAUGAUGAGGAGCUUAACCUGGCUUUUAACUGCAUCAUUCAAGGUGAAGCAAAAAGCAGCCUGAGCUCAGCCAUCAAUGCUGUGGCUCGCGUGGCCUUCCAGAACCCUGAGGCCACCAUGCACCGGUGCUGCCACAUGGCUGUGGUGAACCUUGGUGCUCAUACUCUCCUUGCUCAGAUUCUCCAGCAGCUUUCUGGACUUAUGAGCACACCAAGGGACCCAAGUGGGACAAGAAACAAAGAAUACAACUUGUUAUGCAGAUGCCUGCAAGAUACUAUGUGGAACAAACUCUCUUCACCUCAAGAGGAAGACCAGUUUCUUUGUUUCCUGUCAGCAUUAAUGGAGUCCAACAUUACUGGCCAAAAGGGAGAAGAACUAUGCUUCCUCCUACCAGAGGACAUUGUACAUGCUUUUGUCUUACCUUACCUAUCCCUUUCAUGCCCCCAACCUUGCAGACUUGAAGUGUGCCUUCAACUUUUCCAGUCGGCUUUGGCCCGUAUAUCCAAAGAUGAUGAUACACACUGGAUAAUGAACUGCUCCCCAUUUGCGCUCCUAUACUGUCUUGCUCAGCUUUUGAAUAAUUGCAGUAAGUGCUGGGAGCAACAAUUAGAGGGAGAUAUUGGUUUAUCUCUUGAAUCCAAAGAACUGUUGAUCUCCAUUGUGACCACAAUGGGCAAGGCAGUUGGCAAGGAAGUGGCUCUGGCUCCUAAUACUUGGUCCAGAGCAAUUUCUUGGCUUUAUGCGAAAGUGGAAGAAGUUGACUGGACUGUCCGCAUUCACCUAAAAGAAGUGUGGGGAGAGCAUUUCAAAUAUGAAGUGCCAAGCUCUCUCAUGGCUGUAUCUGAGCUUUCUGAGCAGGAGUGGUGUGGACUGGUGUUGCCUCACUAUGGUCAAGGCACUGGCCUGUUGGCCUGGAUUGAAUGUUGUUGUCUCUCAGAUCACAUUCAGGAAAUAAUGCUGGACUCCCUAUCUCUAAACUUGCUCAACCCAGAGGAAGUAACCAUGUUCAGUAAAGGCCUGCUGGUGGCAGUGUCUCAGGUUCUCCCCUGGUGCACAGUUGGCGAAUGGCAGCGAAUACUGAAAGUGUUGCAUGAACUCCUACAGUCAGAUAAGCUUCAUGUACCAUACUCCCUGGAAUAUGUGGACUUCCUCCCAUUACUUGACCUUCGUUCUUUUGCUCACGACUUGCAGGUGUCUGUGUUCCUGCUGCGUAUGUUUCAGCUGCUCUGUGGCUCCAGCUGUGCAGGGUGGCUGCCUCCCCAAGGCUGGGCACAUGUAGGCCGGCUCUGUGCUACUGCCAUGAGGGGCAUCAUAGACUCUGUGAAGAACAAAGUGCCACUACAAUCCACUACUACCUCCCCUAAAAACCCCAUAAUGAGUAGUGGAAAUCUUUGUCAAGAGGUCCUGUUUGUGCUGACUCAGCUGUUCUGUCAUGUGCUACACAUGCAGGUGAUGAUGCCUGGACAGCCAGAGCCUUUGUUUCUGUGUGCACUGGACAUUCUUUCCCACUAUGAAGCAGUACUGUCUGCAUACCCCAAGAGUAGCACUGCCCUACAGGUAGCCAAUACACGCCACUUCCUUACCACCAUUACAGACAAUCUGCAGUGCACAGACAUGAGAGCUGUCCUGCACCAGAAGAUUGCUCAGCUAUGAGGAUAAAAUGGCAAAUUAAUGUUAUUGAUUUACAAAUAAAUCUCUUUAGCUCUUCCAUUCACCCUCACAAUAAAAAGCUAUUAGGACAGCAUUUGCUUGUCUCUUGUUAAUUGACUUGGGAGAUGAUAAAAAAAGAACAAAGAACCUUAAAACAUUUUAGUUAAAUCCUCAAUGUUGAGACUUCAGUUACAUUUUUCAACUGUAAAUGGGAUCAUAAAUUAAACUACAAAUUAAACUGUGUGAAAUGGAACCAUAAAAUCAGUCUUUUAUUUAAGUUUAUCUUUUGAUUUGGUAUUGUCCUUAUGGCAGUUGUAAAUAAUGCCUAGAGAUCUUUACAGGUACCAGGUCCCUAAUAUUUUACCCACAAAAUUAAGUGAAAUUAAUCAUCGUAGGCAUUCAUUUUAUAAUGUAGACCACAAAAUGGUGUAUUGUAUAUCUAAUGAAUUUGUGACCAAAUUCAUUAGUUAUAGUAUAUGACAGCAGUACCCCUACACUUGGAACCCCUAGCAAUCAGACUAUACUUUACAAAAGUAUAAAUGACAAUUCUGGGGAAAAAAUGAACUUCUGGGUAGUGGUCAUAAUUUGAACCAUGUCCCAGAUGAAAGGGAUCUACCUGAAACUAACUGAAAAAUUUCUAAGACACUGCACAUUGUACUGCAUCUUAACAGAUUGAGGCAUGGCUAAACAAAUCAAUUCCACAAUAAAACUGUCAAAAUGAUUUCCAUUUCAUAAACAAAUGGUAUGUAUAAAGAGGCGUGUUUUUCAAUGAAAACUAUAUCUUCUACCCUGAUUUGCUAUGCAAAUAUUCACCAAGAACAUAUUAAAAAUAACCUUCAUCUAGGGAUCCUCGAAAUGAGGAACGUGCCUGUCCCAAAUGACCUUAAGUCAAUUGGGACACAUUUAAUUGAAUUUGGUCCCUGAAAAUGCUAACCCAGCAAAGGCAAUGAUAAGAACAUGGGUGUCCUUGUGGACACUGUAAAUCAUUAGGUCCAAAUACAAGAAAGGUUUUUAAUUCUAUAUGUUCACUUAAUUCAUGAGUUUGGACCAUUUGAAAUGAUGUAACUUGACUUACCCCCAGCAUUCAUGUUCAACUUUGUAAAAGGGUAGAAAUCACUUGCAGGCAUCUAUUAAACAUGACUUUUUAAAAUAUUAUGUAUCAGUCACAUAUUUUCAGUCAAAGCUAAAUUAACUUGUUUCUAAUUUGUCAGUGCAGAUAGUUGUUUUUGCUUCCCAUAAUGUUUACGUACUUAAUCACAAGUCACUAUGAGUUCUAUCUAUAAAUACUCUACACAAAUUACUCACACAUUUUACAGUACGAGUACAAUUUUACAUCCAUUAGUCCAAUGUUGUGUGUGUGACACCAUUAAUAAGCAGACAAAAUGUGUGCUCUGAUCUACUAUAAAAAUGUCCCCACCCUGUCACAUGUGCAGAACAGAUUAAAAAAAAAAAACUAGCUAAAAUUUAUUCAAC